Molecule: messenger RNA, 657 nt
Organism: Zychaea mexicana
Lineage: Eukaryota; Fungi; Mucoromycota; Mucoromycetes; Mucorales; Lichtheimiaceae
Exons: 3
Source: RefSeq, a predicted model, not a curated record
AUCGAGAAAUUGCCUAAUCAAGAUAUCAAGGAAGAAGUUCUAGAGUUUGAACUAUGCCUACGGUACAUCGACCCAGUUUUAUCAGGGUUAUUUGAUGAUCCAGAUAGGGGCACCCUGUUUAGAUGGACCAGUGUCACAAACGAGGAGUCAAAGUACAGAUACAUUACAAAGCAGCGUCCUGACAGUGUCAUUUCUCAGUUGGAUGGACUCUCUUAUGGGCCAUCUUUAGGCUUCGUGGAGGUCAAAAGUGCCAAAAAGGGUAGCGGCAAAUUCGCAGUUUCUAAUGAUCUUGUUCGACUUGGCCUUCUUUCCAAAAAUUCAAUCGAUCGGUCGAAUGUAGAUGGUUGCUUAGCCAUACAAGUAGUUGGCUUGAAUAUUAACUUUUUCAUAACCAAACUGAUGGCAGAUGGGAUAUAUACAAUGUUUGAAUUGUACAAUAUCAGGAUCCCAUCAUCAAGAGAAGCAAUUCAAGGAUUUGUUGGCUACUUUGACGAGCUCUUGGCUGUUCUGGAUCUUUUCAAAGAACAUUGUCUCAUGUCCACUUGUGUUAAUGACCAAGAUUCCUGUAAGCGAAAAGCAUUACCCGACGAAGCAUUCGAUGUUAUUCUAUCAAGGUCAAAGAGUAACAAAAGACAAUGCUAUACAAUAGAGAGAUAG